Messenger RNA from Cannabis sativa, 837 nucleotides. RefSeq names its product heavy metal-associated isoprenylated plant protein 22. The transcript has 3 exons. The coding region runs from base 180 to 620 and encodes 146 amino acids. NCBI's taxonomy places the organism in Eukaryota, Viridiplantae, Streptophyta, Magnoliopsida, Rosales, Cannabaceae. The record is from RefSeq and is a predicted model, not a curated record. Gene Ontology annotation, molecular function: metal ion binding.
UUUAAUGUGUGUGUAUAAAUAGGACCAAUCCACAUUGCAUAACAUUAACUUUCUUUGCCCAAAAAACCACUUUCUCUCACACUCUCUCUCCUUCUCCCUGUUUCAAAGGAGCUCUGUUUAUUAAAGUUGAACUUGAUUUUUAAUUUUAGAUCAUAAGAUCACGUUAUAGGAAAAAAAAAAUGGGAGUCCUUGACCAUCUGUCGGAUUAUUUCACAAUAGACAGACCAAGGAAGAAGCGAAAAGCAAUGCAGACAGUUGAAAUCAAGGUGAAAAUGGACUGUGAUGGCUGUGAAAGGAGAGUUAAAAAUGCUGUCACCUCCAUGAAAGGAGCUAAACAAGUGGAAGUGAACAGAAAACAGAGCAAAGUAACGGUGACGGGUUAUGUGGAGGCAAACAAGGUGUUGAAGAAAGUGAAGAGCACAGGGAAGAAAGCAGAGUUGUGGCCUUAUGUUCCGUACAACUUGGUGGCUUAUCCUUACGUGGCACAGGCAUACGACAAGAAAGCACCGUCAGGUUACGUUAAGAAUGUCGUUCAAGCCCUUCCCAGUCCAAACGCAUCUGAUGAAAAGUUAGUCACCAUGUUUAGCGAUGAAAAUCCUAAUGCAUGUUCCAUCAUGUAAAUGUAAAUGUAAAUGUUUUUAAUUAUUAAAUAAAUCCAAUAUAAAAUAGUAAUUAGUUAAGAAUAGGAUUAUAUGUUUUAUGUCUUUUUACUAGCUCCAACCUUGUACGUUCUCUGAGUUUGUUUUUAGUUAACUGGGCGAAAGAACUUUUUCUUUUUAAUCUUUUUGGUUAAACUUUGUAUGCUCUGCAUUAAUAUUAGUUAGCUUUUUUUAAUCA